UUCUCUCUGCUCUCUCUCCGAACACACUGUCUUCUUUUUGCCUGAGCUGAGAAGAGCAAGACACAGCGGCAGAAGGAGCUCACUCGCUCCAACUCCUCCCACGCCAUGCUGCCCUGGAGAAGGAAUAAGUUUGUUCUUGUGGAGGAUGAGGCAAAGAGUAAACCCAAGAGCCUCGGGACCGGGCUGACCUAUCACUCCAUCCUCUCUUCCCUCCUGCGCUCCUGUCCGGACUUGCUGCCCGACUGCCCCUUCGACUGGGUGGGCAACAUCUUCCACACCAAACGCCAAAAGGUGGAACUGAACAAAGAGGAGCCGGUUUACAAUGUGCGCUACCUGGGGAGUGUGGUCACCAUCACGGCAAAGGGAGACGGCUGCACCCAGGAGGCGGUGGCCAAGAUCUGGGCGAGGAGCAACUACGGGGACCAGAGCGUCAAGAUGAGGUUAACAGUUGGUCCACAAGGGAUCCGGAUGAGUGCUGACAAAUCCGGAAAAAAGAAACCAAUCCAUCUUUACUCUCUGAACAGAAUCACCUACUGCGGCGCUGACCCGUGCCGGCCAAAGAUCCUAGCUUGGAUCUACAGGCACCAGGUCAAGAACAUGGCCGUGGUGCUCCGGUGUCACGCCGUCCUGGUGAGCAAGUCCGAAAAGGCCCAGGCGAUCGCCCACAGCCUCUACCAGAACGCCACCUCCGCCUUCAGCGAGUUCAAGCGUCUGAAGCGUCAGAGCGACUUUCGGCACUGCCAGCAGCAGCUCCUGGGCGAGGAAGCGGUGCCCCUGAUGCCUCUGAGGAGGCUGCUGAACGGGCAGUGCCACUACAGACCGCCUGCUGAGAACCCCGGGAGCGCCACCCGCCUGUGCUCCAUCACAGAGGAAGAGGAAGAAGAAGAGGAGGAGGAAGAGGAGAAGCAGGAGAUGGAAGAACCAGAGGAGCAGCAGGAGAAAAAGGUUUUAACUACAAACACAGACCCGACUCAGUUAUUAUCAGAGCUGGACAUCGGGGAUAUUGCCAGACUGGAGCAGUGCCAAAUCAACUUUGUCAGCGACAGCAACAACAACACGUUUACAUUUAUAACCUCUCUGGUGUGACAGCAAUCAAGAAUUCUGCAACGACACAUUCCUCUCUUCGCCCUUCCUCGGUACCCCUCUCAGGCUCCCUCCUGCCCCGUCCAUGUAACGUGAAGUGUUUACCAGAAACUUCUCCUACUACCGAGUGACGGAGAAAAAGCGAAGGAUCGAUCUGUGGGAGUAGUUUCUCUCCUGGCCAGAUGGCUCAGAUGCUGGCUUGACUGUAGCAGUUUGUGAAACUGCGUGUUUACAAAGAGGGCUGGUGAUGCACAGACUAACGAUAGCACAAUGACGAACGAGGACAGAGAAGCGUGAGAGAUCACUGGGUCACAGCACCAAGCAGGAUGAGUUUAUUAGUCCUCUUAUUUUUGUGAGUAUAAUUGACGCCGUGUUUGCCAGCAGGGACAUUUUUUGGAGCGACUUGUAAUAUUUUUUCAGGGAGGUUCUUUGUAAAUUUGUGUAGUUUUUUUUCUAAUACGACAAUCUUCACUGAAAUUGUUCUGACCUUUCCGAGUGAUGAAGAAGUUUAUUACGGUUUUACUAAUGACCACGGCCAACUAAUGAAUAAGGCUGUAAUUUAGGAAGCAAGCCAUUGAGUCGACAUGUUUAUUGCUGUCAUUUGUUACAGUCCUUAUCAUUUAUGCAUGACAUGUCAGCAGUAACCUUUCCGUGCUCAGCUUUUGUCUUUUUUCAUGUGACAUCUUUGAUGCUUUUAAAAUGAACACUGUGAUAAAUGUGUGGCAGAGGACAAAAUGCAGCAAUGUCUAAUUACUGUAAUGCAUUUUUUAAUCAUAGACCUAUCGCAGUGUCACCUGGUUUGCCAAAACAACAAAAACAAAUCUCAACACGCCAUCUCUGUGCUCUUUUUAUCCGAGUUUUGCUAUUGCAGUUUUUCCACGUGAGCCCUUGCAAAAAUGCAGAUGGACCCUUAAGAUUUAACACAAACUGUUUUGAAUAUGACUUUUCCUCUUGAUAAUAUCUGUAGAACCAUCUAAAGAUGCAUUGUGAUUACUAUGAGAUGAAGCUAUUUAUUUUCCAGAUACGAUGAAUAAAA
Plectropomus leopardus (leopard coralgrouper) is the source of this 2119-nucleotide messenger RNA. RefSeq names its product family with sequence similarity 43 member B (gene fam43b). Lineage: Eukaryota; Metazoa; Chordata; Actinopteri; Perciformes; Serranidae. The record is from RefSeq and is a predicted model, not a curated record.